Messenger RNA from Anolis carolinensis (green anole), 1845 nucleotides. It is a transcript of the gene vta1, whose product is annotated as vesicle trafficking 1. Bases 114 to 1031 code for a protein of 305 amino acids. The record is from RefSeq and is a predicted model, not a curated record. The transcript is spliced from 8 exons. Gene Ontology annotation, biological process: late endosome to vacuole transport via multivesicular body sorting pathway. Gene Ontology annotation, cellular component: multivesicular body. NCBI's taxonomy places the organism in Eukaryota, Metazoa, Chordata, Lepidosauria, Squamata, Anolidae.
UGGGCUAGAGCCUCAGUCAUCGCACCGGAAGCGGAACUGCUUAGGAUACCAACUGAGGCGGUUGUGAUCCGUAGUAGUUAGUGACACCGAGCUCGGGGUAGCCCUCUAGCACUAUGGCGGCCUCGGGUCUUCCGCCGCUGCCCCCGCCGUUGAAGGCCAUCCAGCACUUCCUGAGAACUGCGCAGGAGGUCGAGAAGCGGGAGCCUGUGGUGGCCUACUAUUGCCGUUUGUAUGCCAUGCAGACAGGUAUGAAGAUUGAUAGUAAAAAUCCAGAAUGCCGCAAAUUUUUAUGCAAACUCAUGGAUCAACUUGAGGCUAUGAAGAAGCAGCUGGGUGAUAACGAGGCUGUUACUCAGGAAAUAGUUGGCUGUGCCCAUGUGGAGAAUUAUGCAUUGAAAAUGUUUCUUUAUGCAGAUAAUGAAGAUCGAGCUGGGCGGUUUCACAAAAACAUGAUUAAGUCUUUUUAUACUGCAAGUCUUCUAAUAGAUGUCCUGACAGUGUUUGGAGAACUAACAGAUGAGAAUAUUCAGCACAGAAAAUAUGCAAGAUGGAAGGCAGCUUAUAUUCAUAACUGUCUAAAAAAUGGAGAGACUCCACAGUCUGGACCUAUUGGAUUGGAAGGAGAAUUUUAUGAUGAAAAUGAGGAAGUUGGCUCCCCAGCCUUAUCCAACCAAGACUCACAGCCAUCCUCCACCUUCGAUGUGCCCACAAGCAAUGUGCCCACAAGCAAUUACACUGGUAUACAGAUUCCGCCUGGUGCUCAUGCUCCAGCUAACACUCCUGCUGAAGUGCCUCACAGCACCGGUGUGACAAGCAGUACAAUUCAACCCACUCCUCAAAAUAUUCCCAUUGUAGAUCCAUCACUUUAUAAUGUCCAACCUGGAGGGGAAAUUCGUUUGACUCCUGAAGACUUUGCCAAGGCCCAGAAAUACUGCAAAUAUGCUGGCAGUGCUUUGCAGUAUGAAGAUGUAAGCACUGCAGUGCAGAAUCUACAGAAAGCCCUCAAAUUGCUAACUACAGGCAGUGAAUGAGACCUUUGUUUAAAAAACUAACAGUCCAUUACUCCUACCUUCAACCUGUCAGAGAAACACAGUUGCACAAAACCUUUUGAUUCAUCUGACAAAAAACCCUGCAAAAUCUGUCUCUGUAUCAGAUUCUUUCUAUAGUGUAGCCUGCAGCUAUGGCCUGCCUUCACUUCUUAACAGAGUAACAGGAACCGUCUGGGAAAGCGAAUUGAACUCUCAGUACCAGUUCUGCAUACAUCUGAUCCAGUGAUGUGGAAUUUAUGCUAUCCUUUUUAUAAUUUCAAGGUGAGGGUUGUCAGAAAUAUCAAUCAACAUUGUCUGGAAAUGCAGUGUAAGUAAAUGCAGUUUUGAAGGAAGGGUUCAGCCCUUUAGAGGAAAAGGGCAGAAAACAUCAAAUGGUGAUGCUGAAAGUAGUGGGAAUAUUUUCUUAGGUGCUGUCAUAUCAAGCUAGAAAAUGUAGAGAGAGUAUUCAAAUGAUAUUUGGGGGAAACCAUCUUAAUAAUUUUUGAUUUCAGAUUUCAGGAUUUAGCUAAGCUGUAUGAUCUACUGUGUUUCUUUGUUUUUUUCCCUUUGCAUAUAUUAUUUUGGGGCAUCCAAAAUCUAAAACCCAUCUCUUGAUAGCUAAACUUUGUAAUCAUUUCCAUUUGAUUCUAUAGCUUAGAAAGAAGCCAUAGUUCUCAUUAAAUAUCUGAACUAUGAUAUUGAGCUGUUUACAGUAUAUUUUAUUUGCAUCCCUCCCAAACAGUAUGAUUGCUAAAUACAUCUGAAUUUUCAAUUAAUGUUGGAUUGUAGAUGCCAUUAAAAUAUAUUUGACCCCUUA